Messenger RNA from Formica exsecta, 1080 nucleotides. RefSeq lists its product as uncharacterized. The record is from RefSeq and is a predicted model, not a curated record. Gene Ontology annotation, molecular function: RNA polymerase II cis-regulatory region sequence-specific DNA binding; nuclear receptor activity. The coding region runs from base 266 to 901 and encodes 211 amino acids. The transcript is spliced from 3 exons. NCBI's taxonomy places the organism in Eukaryota, Metazoa, Arthropoda, Insecta, Hymenoptera, Formicidae. Gene Ontology annotation, biological process: anatomical structure development; cell differentiation; regulation of transcription by RNA polymerase II.
AUCUUUACGAGAUAUUUAUAUAUUUUAUUUUUCUCUUUCGAAAACAAUUAUUUACAAGAGAUAAUGUUAAACUUUUAAAGCAUACAUUUUUACAGCGGUGCAGGAGGAACGAGGACCGCGCGUUCGAAGUAACGCACUCUCAAAUCCGCAUAAUUCUAGUCUCACCUGGAAGCCUACAGUCGAUUCAUCGACGACUCUUUGUGCGCGCUUUAACAAUUCCGAGAUAUAUUUGCCUUUUAAAAAACCCGCACUGAACAACACUUUAAUGAUGAAGACAUUACACGAGUCUGAAACUGGAGAGAAUAUAUUUUUACCUGUCAUGUCGCGCCAUAUACAACCGACAAGGAUUAUAUCGCCUGGCACGGCUAUACAAUACGAAAUAUCUGCGCAAAUAUUUCUGGCAGCCGUUCGGAGUGCACGUCGGCACCGAGAUUUUUUGAUGUUGAACGUGGAGGAGCAAAAUAAAAUUCUCCGUCAUGGAUGGUCCGCUCUUUUCGUUCUACGCGCAGCCACGUGGCCGGUCGAUUUGAUGAACAUACGUGGACAAGACACGACGAAUAACGACGGUGCGACAGCCUGCCUGACCGCGGCGCGCACCGCGAUCGCAAAACUGCAACUCGAUGAUGUCGAAUUAUGCAUUCUAGACACAUUCGCGCUAUGUCGUCCCGAGAUUGCCAAUACCACCAACGGUUUCCGCGUAAUGUCGCAAGCGCGAGAUAACGCCGUAGAGGCGUUAAUACGACAUCUUCGGCAUCGUGACGAUCGCGAAAACAAGUUGGCCAAGAUUCUAUUUGUCCUACCUAUUCUCACUGGAUGUUGUCCUCGAGAAUUGGCCGGGGAAUUAUUCGCGCCGAUUAUCGGCGAUGCAGAUCUGGAAAGGGUCAUCGCGUCUGUGCGAUAAGUCCGCUGCAACAAUGAAAUACCUAGAAUAUGCAUUGUAAUCGCAUUACUCAUCAGAGAAAGAUGCAACAAAUUUAGUGGAUAUCAAUUUAUACGAUAUAAUUCAUUAAGAACAUGUAUUCAUAAAUAUAUGUAUCGAUAAUAAUAAAAUAUACCAUAUAUAAAAAUAUUAUAGCAAAG